This is a messenger RNA of Penicillium nucicola, 1608 nucleotides long. RefSeq lists its product as uncharacterized. The record is from RefSeq and is a predicted model, not a curated record. Gene Ontology annotation, molecular function: transmembrane transporter activity. The coding region runs from base 1 to 1608 and encodes 535 amino acids. NCBI's taxonomy places the organism in Eukaryota, Fungi, Ascomycota, Eurotiomycetes, Eurotiales, Aspergillaceae. Gene Ontology annotation, biological process: transmembrane transport. The transcript has a single exon.
AUGGAGUCCGAUAUGGAAGUUCUCAACGGAACUGAACGCAUCUCUGCUGCCAAUGGUGAGAUCACACUGAUUCCCACGCCGACAAAUUCACCAGACGACCCACUGAAUUGGAGCACGUGGAGACGAUAUUGGCAUGCGUUCCUGGUCCUCGUCAUUGUCGCCUUUACCGCUGCCACCUCGAACGAUGCGGGGACGGCUGGCAACGGAAUGGUGGCCGAGCUAGGGAUCACCUGGGACCAAAUCAAUGUGGCCGCCGGGGUGUUGUUUGUGGGGAUUGGGUACACCACCUUGCUGCUUGGCCCUGCACCUUUUCUGUACGGUCGACGAAUCUCCUAUAUGAUUUGUCUGCUGUCGACGAUCGUGGGCUCGAUCUGGCUGGCGCGCACGCAGACUUCGGGCGAUAACAUCGGGAGUCAGCUGUUCGUGGGGGCAGCCGAGUCAUGCGCCGAAGCGCUGGCCCAGUUGUCGCUCUCUGAUCUGUUCUUUCAGCACCGCAGAGGUCUCGUGCUCGGCUUGUACGUCUUGGCGACCAGUAUUGGUACUUUUACCGGUCCCUUGGUGGCCGGGUUCAUUGUUGACAGUGACGCACUUGGCUGGCGGUGGGUCGGUUGGCUCGCUGUCAUCAUUUCGGGCUUCUUACUGGUCUUGUUCUAUUUCGGACUGGAGGAGACUUCCUUCGAUCGCAACAACCCUCUUCGUGGACAUGCUGCGCCCGCGACCCCACCGGGUGAGGCGACCGACCUUCCGCUGGACGGAAAGGAAAAGGACAUCGCCAAAGUGCAGCCCAUACCCCCUAAUGUCCUCGAUGAAGAAUGUGAUCGGCAGAAAGGCAAAACAUAUUUCCAACGUAUCGCCCUAAUCACCCCGUCUUCAACAUUGGUCGGUACGGGCUUCAAGCAGUACUGUCGUCGUCUGCUUCACACCCUGCGCGUCUUCACUUUCCCAGCCGUCAUUUACUCGGGGCUGCAGUGGGGCGCCCAGGAUGCCUGGUUGACCUUCUACCUGACCGUCGAAGAAGACAACUGGUACGAGGCACCCUGGUUCUACACCGACGCAGCCGUCGGCAUCAUGAACGUGCCAACCCUGAUCGGCGCCCUCCUGGGCUGUAUCUACGGUGGAUGGUUCAGUGAUUUCUUUGUUCUCUGGCUGGCCAAACGCAACAACGGUAUCUUCGAAGCCGAAAUGCGUCUUUGGCUUCUCCUGCCGGUUGCGUUCAUCGGCCCGGCCGGUCUCAUGCUCUUUGGCAUUGGUUCCGACAAAGGCUGGAAUUGGCCGUUGCCCUACGUCGGACUGGGAUUCAUCGGCUUUGGCUGGGGCUGCGCGGGUGAUCUCAGUAUGGCGUAUCUUAUGGAUGCGUAUCCCGACAUGGUGUUGGAGGGUAUGGUUGGGGUGUCCGUUAUCAACAACACCAUUGGCUGUAUCUUUACUUUCUCUGCUGGGUACUGGAUGGAUGCGCAGACUCUGUCGCAGGUCUUCAUUGCUAUUGGUGUGCUGAGCUUCUUCUUCAUUAUGACUACUGUCCCUAUGAUCUACUGGGGCAAACAGUGUCGUCGGCUCACUCGGAAGCAGUAUGAGACUUUCCUCCGGAUCCGUGAUGGUCCUGCAUAG